Culicoides brevitarsis is the source of this 2580-nucleotide messenger RNA. RefSeq names its product cilia- and flagella-associated protein 58-like. The record is from RefSeq and is a predicted model, not a curated record. The coding region runs from base 1 to 2580 and encodes 859 amino acids. The transcript is spliced from 5 exons. Lineage: Eukaryota; Metazoa; Arthropoda; Insecta; Diptera; Ceratopogonidae. Gene Ontology annotation, cellular component: cytoskeleton.
AUGGAUGGAAUGGAAGAUACUGGCGAUGACACACAAGCUCAAGAUUCUCAACCAGAAGAAGAACCUCUCACAACAGAGGAUAUUACGGCGGAAUUUUUCGAGGAAACAACAAGCAAAUUGGUGAAUAUAAUGAAAGAUUUGCAAGGCGAACAACAAUAUAAUCUUGCCGAUAAUAUUCAACGUCUUUUGUUGGUAGCUCAAUGUUAUCGUCAAUCAUAUUUAGACGAAAAAGAAAAUGUCGCCAAAAUGCAAGUUGAGAUUGAAAAGUCUGCAUCAAAGGUAUCUCAAGCAAUGAAAGUCUCCCAAUCUGAUCAAGAUACAAUCGAAAGCAUGAAAAAAGAGAUUGAUGAUGCUUGGAAGUUGGCUGAUGCUGCUCAAAUUCGUGAACAAGAAGCGCAAGAAAGUAUGUAUGCAAUGCGAGAAAAAUUGGAGAAACUGCAGAAAGAGGCAGAAAAAACAGCUGAUAGAGGAGAUGAUGAGGUUGGAGGAAGCUCAAUGAUGAAACACAAAGAAAAUCUUUUGCGUGAUCGAGAUCGAUUACAACAAGAAGUAGAAGAACUAUCAAAACGCAUGAAUACUCAGAAGAUUUAUACGGAAGACUUGGAAAAGAAACGUGAAGAACACAAAACCCAAAUAAAAGAUUUGGUAAAACAGUUGGAUGAAUUAACUAACGAAGCUUUUAAAGAGAAACGUCUUUUAGAAGCGACACAAAAUCAAUUAAAAGACACAACUGCCGAAAGGGAUGAUCUGUUAGAGUCAGUGAAAACAAUGAAGACAAUUGGUCAACAAAAUCAUCGCACUAUAUUGCAACAACAAUUACAAAUUGCUGCCCAUAAAGCUAAUAUUGAGAAACAAACAGCUACUUUAAACGUAAACGCUAUUAAAUUGGCAAAAUUCAAUUCGGAUUUGGAUAGUAUGGCGCAAUUAAAAGAAAAAGUUACAAAUGAACUAAACACAAAAUUGAAUCUCAUUAAAAUGAAAGAAGAUGAAAACAACAAAUAUCGCUUAGAGAACUCAAAGCUGUCGAAACAAAAGGAAGCCAUAAUGAAGAAAUUAGUGACAACAAUUGGAAUGAAGACUUGUUUGGAACAAGAUAUUACGAAAUUAAAGAAUACAGUUGUUAAUUUUGAAAAAGAGCGAGAGGUGAACAAGAAAGCUCUUGAUCAAGCAAAAAAAUUUUCGGAGAAUUUGAUAAGAGAGAGAGAUAUUGUGAGAAAAGAUCUUGUAAAGUCGAAUAAGCAUAUUGCUGAGUUGAAAGAUCAGAUAAUUCUGAAUGAACAGCAGCAAAAGACCCUUGAAAACGAUUUACGCUCUCGUACAACAUCUGAGCAUAAACUCAAGUCUUUGUUAACGAAAGCAGAAAAGGAGCGUGAAAAACUUUUAGAGGAAACUCAAAAUUUGCACGAAAAGCUUUUGAAUGCGAAUGAUGAAGUGAGUGCUAAACAGACAUCAAUUAAUGAUCAAAAAGACAAGAUAUCUGAGCUUCAGCAGAAAAUGAGUCAAGCUCAACAACUAUAUGAAACAGCAAGAGCGGAACGGGGAACAUUUCAACGAGAACUGCAAAUGUGUAUUGAUGAACGAAACGACUUAAAGGAACGUUUAAAAGCCUGUAUGAAAGAUGUUGAACGAUUGCGAGAGGAUAUUGCAACGAAAGAUAUGGAAAUGAUUCGCGCAAACAAAUUGAUUGAAAAAACGGAAAAGGAUAAGACAGCAUUAAAGGCAGAAAUUCAAACAACUAUUAUUGCACUUCAACAUGCAAAAACUGAGUUGCAAGAGUUAAAAGUACAAAAUAGUCGUUUCCAAAAAACAAUUUUGGAUGACGAAGAUAACAUGAAUAAGAUAAAAAAGAGACUUGAUACAAUCAUUCAUGAGAAAGAUGUAGUUGGUACACAAUUGAUUCGAAAAAAUGAUGAAAUAAACCAACUAAAAGAAAAAAUGGCAAUAAUGCAGUUAGCUCUUGAUCGAGGUGAAAGUCAAUACACUAAACGUCUCGACGAUAUCCGUUUACUCAAGAUAGAAAUAAAAAAUUUACGAUCCCAACGAAAUUUGCUUACUCGAGGACUUUCAAAUACAGCUGAUAUGCGUCAAGAAGUCUUGCAACUAAAUAGAACAUUGACUCAAGAGCGUGUCAAAGCAAAGGCUUUAGAAAUGGAAAUGUUGACACCUAUGAAUGUGCAUCGUUGGCGAAAGUUGUGUGGAAAGGAUCCAGAAAAAAUGGAAUUAAUAGACAAAGUUCAAAAUUUGCAAAAGCGCAUACUAAAUCAGACAGUUAUAGCAACAGAUCGUGAAAAUGACCUUCAUGAAUAUCAAAACUUAUAUGAUUCGUUGAAGAGCUUUGUAUUAAAAUUACCCGGGCAUGACAUGAAAGAACGAUUGAACUCAACUCAAAGAACGCUAACGGCAAAAACUCGCAAAAUGAAGGCACUUGCAGCAGAAUUAAAUACAAAAGAAGAGGAGAUAAAAUUCAAAGAAAUAACAAUCGAUGAACUUAAACGAAGUUUACAAAAAGCUAAAAUUGAACUAACUGAUAUGAAAAAGAAAGAACAAGUGCAUUUAGAUGAAUUUAAAACAGAUGUUUAA